AUGACCAUAUUACCAUCAAAAGUUAUUCUUAAAUUACAACAAAACGCUGCUAAUGUUAGAAAUAUUUGUGUACUGGCACAUGUUGAUCACGGAAAAACAUCUAUAUGUGAUGCACUUAUUGCAAGUAAUGGAAUUAUUAGUAAAAAAUUAUCAGGGAAAGUAAGAUAUCUUGAUUAUAGAGAUGAUGAACAAGUAAGACAAAUUACUAUGAAAACAUCUUCAAUUAGUUUAUAUACUCAAUUAGGAGACCAACACCAUUUACUUAAUUUAGUUGAUUCACCUGGUCAUGUUGAUUUUAGUGGAGAAGUUAGUAGUGCAGUGAGAUUAACUGAUGGUGCAUUACUUGUAGUUGAUUGUAUUGAAGGAGUUUGUGUUCAAACUCAAACAGUGUUAAGACAAGCUGCAUCAGAAGGACUUCAAAUGAUAUUAAUAAUUAAUAAAAUUGAUCGAUUAGUAUUUGAAAAAAAUUUUAGUAUCGAAGAAGCUACAGAUCAUUUAGAACAACUAGUGAAUUCAGUAAAUAAUGCAACAGCAGUUGUAACAGAUGAUAAUGGUCCUGUAUUUGGAGAUGAUUAUUUUGAUCCUAUUAAAGGAAAUGUUGUUUUUGCAAGUGCUAUUGAUGGAUGGGGAUUUGAUUUGGUUGCAAUAUCAGAAGUUUAUGCAAAAAAAUUUGGAAUGAAAGAAGAGUCAUUAAGGAAUAUUUUGUGGGGAGAACACUUUAUUAACAUGAAAACAGGUAAAACAUUUAAAACACAAAUUGAUGGUACAACGAAAGUAUUUAGUCAAUUAGCAUUAAAACCAAUUUGGGAUAUUUACAAUACUGUUCAUCAAUAUUUCGAUAAUAAAACAAAAGAAGCAGCUAAACAAAGAAUUAUUAAAAUAUCAACUGCAUUAGGGAUGAAUAUUGGUGCAAGAGAAUUUGCUAUUCAUGAAGAAAAAUCUUUUUUGUUUUCAAUGAUGAACAAUUUUGUUCCAAUUGCAAAAACAAUAUUACGUUGUGCAGUUCUUCAUCUUCCAUCUCCAUUGGAAGCACAACCAAAAAGAAUUAAUAAAAUUUAUUCAACUCAUACUUCAUUAUUAAAAGAUACUGUUCUUCAUUGUGACGCUUCAUCUCCAGAAUGUGUACUUUAUGCAGCAAAAAUUUUCCCAUUUGGUGAACAAAUGAUUGCCUUGUGUAGAGUUUUAGGUGGAACAGUUCAUCGGGGACAAGAACUUUUUAUUUUACCAUCAAAAUAUGAUCCAACUAUAUCUAAUGCAGUUGAUAAAAUCCAUUCAUUUAAAGCAAAUCAAAUUUAUUUAUUAAUGGGUCAAACUACACAAGACAUGGAAGAAGUACCAGCAGGUAAUAUUCUUGGGAUCCAAGUUACUGGAAUUAAUAUGUUUAAUGCUGCAACAUUAAGUUCGACACUUCAAUGUAGUCCAUUAGCUCCUUUAGUAUCAAGUGGAGCCAAACCAGUAUUGAGAGUAGCUAUUGAACCAGUACAUAGUGAAGAUAUGAAAGCAUUAAUUGAUGGAUUAAAUCUACUUGCAUUAUCAGAUCCAUCUGUUAUAACUACUAUUCAAGACUCAGGAGAAAAUUUAUUAUUAACAACUGGAGAAUUACAUCUUGAAAGAUGUAUGAAAGAUCUAAAAGAAUUAUUUGCACGUGUACCAUUUACUUAUACUGAUCCUAUUGUUUCUUAUAGAGAAACUAUUCUUGGGCAAUCUGGCUUUGCUGAAGAAACUACAGCAGAUGAAAGUGUUUCAUUUAAAGUCCAUUGUGUUGCGAUGAAAGAAGAAACAAUUGAGAAGAUUAAUGAUAUUUCAACAAUGUUAAGAAUGUCAAGUAGAAAUCAUCAAACAGAUGAACAUUUAAAUCAAAAAAUUAAAACUAUUUUAGAAGGAGAAAACAAUGAAUGGAAAAAUAAAUUAAUUUGUUUUGGACCAAAAAGAUGUGGGCCAAAUAUUCUUAUUAAUCUUACUGAUGAAGAUCUCCCACUUUGGCCUCAAGAUAAAGAUAUCAAAAAUUAUACUUCGUUAAUUACUAAUGCUGUUAUUAGUGGAUUUCAAUUAGCUACUUCUGCUGGACCUCUAUGCGAUGAACCAAUGGAAGGACUAAUAUUUAUUAUUGAUGAAAUUCUUAUUGAUGAAGAAACAAGAAGUGGUAAUAUUCAAGGACAAGUUAUUACUGCAUUUAAAGAUGCUUGUUUAGCUGCAUUCCAAUUAGGAAGACAAAGGAUUAAAGAGCCAAUGUAUUUAUGUGAUAUUAGAUGUCCAACUGAAUGUAUUGGUAAAGUUUUUCAAGUAUUAGAUAAAAGAAGAGCAAAAACCCUUGAAGAAGGAUAUGAUGAAACUCAACUAAUGAAUAUUAUUAAAGCACAACUACCUGUUGCUGAAUCUUUUGGAUUUACAGAUGAUAUGUUAGGUCAAACUUCUGGUGCUGCAUUUACACAAACUCAAUUUGAUCGGUUUGUGACCAUUGCAAUUGAUCCGUUCUGGGUCCCAACAACAGAAGAAGAAUUAGAAGAGUAUGGUGAAAAAGCUGAUAUUAAGAAUAUCGCUAAAAUCGCUAUAGAUAAUACAAGAAAAAGAAAAGGAUUAGUUUUAGAUGAAAAGAUUGUUGAAUUUGUUGAUAAACAAUCUACCAGAAGCAAGAAAAAGUAA
Messenger RNA from Entamoeba dispar SAW760, 2643 nucleotides. Its product is annotated as elongation factor, putative. Gene Ontology annotation, molecular function: ribosome binding; GTP binding; GTPase activity. The transcript has a single exon. Gene Ontology annotation, cellular component: ribonucleoprotein complex; cytosol. The record is from RefSeq and is a predicted model, not a curated record. Gene Ontology annotation, biological process: cytosolic ribosome assembly. NCBI's taxonomy places the organism in Eukaryota, Evosea, Mastigamoebida, Endamoebidae. The coding region runs from base 1 to 2643 and encodes 880 amino acids.